Molecule: messenger RNA, 216 nt
Organism: Trichomonas vaginalis G3
Lineage: Eukaryota; Parabasalia; Trichomonadida; Trichomonadidae
Exons: 1
Source: RefSeq, a predicted model, not a curated record
GUGAACUCAAACACUUUGGCAAGUAUAACGUUGACAUUAGUUGACGCAAACUUUGUUCCUGUAAAACUUUUAUGUCCUAUGUAUUUGUCAAUGACGGCAGAAAGUUUCGAAUUGGAAGAUGCAACUGGUGAAAGUAUUGUAUUACAAGAACAACUUCAACAACAAAUAGCUCAAGAACAACAAAUGCAACAAAUGGAACAACAAAGUCAAGAAUAA